Messenger RNA from Helianthus annuus (common sunflower), 1707 nucleotides. RefSeq names its product cytochrome P450 93A3. The transcript has 2 exons. Lineage: Eukaryota; Viridiplantae; Streptophyta; Magnoliopsida; Asterales; Asteraceae. Gene Ontology annotation, molecular function: monooxygenase activity; oxidoreductase activity, acting on paired donors, with incorporation or reduction of molecular oxygen; heme binding. The coding region runs from base 70 to 1593 and encodes 507 amino acids. The record is from RefSeq and is a predicted model, not a curated record.
CAUGAGAUACAAAAUUCACGAGAUUUUAGGCAAAUAAUUAAGCGAAACUGUCUAAGCUUUACUCCAAUCAUGCCUGACUUCCAGGCAAGCUACUUCACCAUCUUUGUUAUAUGCCUGAUCUGCUCCAUUUUGAUCACUAAACUAUACAAAUCUUCUCAUGUUAAAUCUGAUGUUCUACCAACCCCCUUUCGCCUUCCCAUUAUUGGACACCUACACCUCCUUGGUUCAAUCCCCCAUCAAGCUUUUCACAAGCUCUCUAAACGACACGGGCCAGUGUUUCGAAUCUUUCUGGGCUCCACACCCUGUGUUAUUGUUUCUACACCAGAAACAGCAAAGGAAAUUUUUAAAACACAAGAUGUUGCCUUUUUAGAUCGACCCCAAUACACCGUCGUCAAUUACUUGUCCUAUGGAUACAAAGGCUUUCUCUUUGCUCGUUAUGGAUCUUACUGGAAGUUCUUGAAGAAGAUUGUUAUGUCAGAACUUCUCAAUGGUAAAACAUUGGAUUUCCUUUUUCCAGUUAGGCGUGACGAAAUUAAUCAAUUUAUAAAACUUAUAUCCCAAAAGGCGAAAGAUGGGAAAUCUGUGAAUCUUGAAAGAGAGCUCAUGAGGUUGACGAGCAAUGUGAUAUCCAGAAUGUUUAUGAGUAAGAGGUGUUCAGAAGAAGAGGAUGAGUCAGGGGAUUUAACCAAGAUAAUAAGCAAGUCAGCCGAGCUUAUCGGAACAUUUAACCUUUCUGAUCACAUAUGGUUUUUUAAGAAUCUAGACUUGCAGGGACUUGGAAAAAGUUCUAAGGAUAUUCAUAGAAGAUUUGAUGCGUUGAUGGAAAGGGUCAUGAGGGAACAUGAAGAAGCAAGAAAGCAGAAGACAGGAGAAACAAAGGAUUUGCUCAACAUUUUACUUGAUAUAUCCGAAGAUAAGAGCAUGGAGAUAAAUUUAACUCCGGAGAACAUUAAAGCCUUCAUUCAAGAUAUAUUAGCUGCCGGAACAGACACUUCCGCUAUAACCACGGAAUGGGCUUUAGCAGAACUCAUCAACCAUCCAAAAAUAAUGAAAAAAGCAGUAGAAGAAAUUGACCAAGUCGUCGGGAAAAGUAGGCUUGUACACGAAUCGGACAUACCAAACCUUCCAUACCUCCAAGCAAUUGUUAAAGAAUCACUACGAUUGCACCCUACAGCCCCAAUGAUUCAAAGAUUAUCAACAAGAGAUUGCACCGUGGGUGGUUAUCAUAUUCCAGCAAACACUACAACUUUGGUCAAUGUCUGGAGCCUGGGCCGAGACCCUGCACACUGGGAAAGCCCACUUGAAUUCAGGCCAGAAAGAUUUGUAGGGAAGCAGUUAGAUGUGAGAGGACAACACUUCAAUUUAUUACCAUUUGGGAGUGGAAGAAGGAUGUGUCCUGGGACUUCAUUAGGGUUGUUGACGGUACAUACAACCCUUGCUGCAAUGAUUCAGUGCUUUGAGUGGAAGGCAGGAGAAAAUGGGAAUCUAGCAAGCGUUGAUAUGGAAGAGGGUAUUGGAGUUACCCUUCCUAGAGCUAAUCCUUUGGUUUGUGUUCCCGUUGCACGACUUGAUCCCAUCUCGUUGACAUUGUAAUACAUCAUUGAUAUAUUAUAUUCAGUGAAGAUAUUGAACCUUCCAUUUAGGAUUCUUGUUGUAAUACCCAUAAAUUAAACAAUAAAAUGAUGGCAAGAAUUAUAAAAAUAUCAA